AUGGUUUCUCUCUGCUCCUGCUGGGACGCCUCUCCCCCCCUCUGCCCCCGACGCGGAAAGUUAAGUUUGAAGAGGGGGGAAGAGAGAAACAUCGACGUGAAGAGGAGGUUCCACCUGGAGCUGAGGAACCGGACUCCGGCAGCUGUUCGAGAACUUGUCCUGGACAAUUGCAAAUCGAAUGAUGGGAACAUUGAGGGCUUAACGGCUGAAUUUGUGAACUUAGAGUUCCUCAGUUCGAUAAAUGUAGGCUUGAUUUCAGUUUCAAAUCUCCCCAAACUACCUAAAUUGAAAAAGCUUGAGCUCAGUGACAAUAGAAUCUAUGGAGGUCUGGAUAUGUUAGCAGAAAAACUCCCAAAUCUUACACAUCUAAACUUAAGUGGAAAUAAACUGAAAGAUAUCAGCACCCUGGAACCUUUGAAAAAGUUGGAAUGUCUGAAGAGCCUGGAUCUGUUUAACUGUGAGGUUACCAACCUGAAUGACUACCGAGAGAGCGUCUUCAAGCUCCUGCCCCAGCUGACCUACCUGGAUGGCUAUGACAGAGAGGAUUGUGAAGCCCCUGACUCAGAUGCUGAGGUGGGUGGUGUGGAUGAAGAAGAGGACGAUGAAGAAGGAGAAGAUGAGGACAAGGAGGAAGAUGAGGAUGGAGAGGAAGAAGAGUUUGAUGAUGAAGAGGAUGAAGAUGAAGACAAAGAUGUAGAAGGGGAGGAGGAUGAAGAUGAAGUCAGUGGGGAGGAAGAAGAAUUUGGACAUGAUGGAGAAGUUGAUGAAGAUGAAGACGAUGAGGAUGAAGAUGAAGAUGAGGAUGAAGAAGAGGAAGAAAGCGGGAAAGGUGAAAAGAGGAAGAGAGAAACAGAUGAUGAAGGAGAAGAUGAUUAAGACCCCAAAUAACCUGCAAAAAAGAGCUGUUCAGUAUUGGUUGGACUGCUCACAUGGAUUUGGUAGCUGUUGAAAAAAAAAGAAAGAAAGAAAAAAAAAAAGUAGCUGUGAUACAAACCCCAGGACACCCACCCACCCAAAGAGCCAAAGAAAAGUUCCUGUGACAUUCCGCCUUCCUCCAUUUAGCCCCUCUUGGAA
Molecule: messenger RNA, 1074 nt
Organism: Hippopotamus amphibius kiboko
Lineage: Eukaryota; Metazoa; Chordata; Mammalia; Artiodactyla; Hippopotamidae
Product: acidic leucine-rich nuclear phosphoprotein 32 family member B-like
Exons: 2
Coding region: 1-876 (291 amino acids)
Biological process (GO): regulation of apoptotic process
Cellular component (GO): nucleus
Molecular function (GO): histone binding
Source: RefSeq, a predicted model, not a curated record